CCUGGGGAGCCGGCCGGCGAUCAUGUGACCCCCCGGCCUGUCCAAGAUGGCGUCCUCCAUAGUGGCGGGGGAGCGGCUGGUGCGGGCGGCGGCCUCCGCCAGCGGGGAGCUCGGGCGGCUUCCCCGCGAGCUGCGGGCGGAGCUGCAGGCCGCUUUGGGGGCCCAGGCCGCCGGGCGCGGCCCCCUCGUCCCCUUCAGCCUGCUCCGGAAGCUGCAGGGCGCCCUGCGCCAGGCGGGUUCUCCUGUGUAUCUCCAUGAGCUACUGGAAGGCAGCGAGAUCUAUCUCCCUGAAGUAGAGAAACCUCCAAGGAACCCAGAGCUGGUGGCCCGUCUGGAGAAGAUAAAGGCUAAGCUAGCCAAUGAGGAAUACAAGCGGAUAACAAGAAACAUCAACUGCCAGGAACUGAACCGGUACGGGGCUCUGGCUGACUUGGGAAGGCAAGUUAGGUCCAUGAAAGCCGUGGUCAUCACCAUAUUCAACUUCAUUGUCACAGUGGUGGCUGCAUUUGCCUGCACAUACCUGGGCAGCCAGUACAUCUUCACAGAAAUGGCAGCGCGUGUGCUGUCGGCUGUGAUCGUGGCCUCAGUGGUGGGCUUGGCUGAACUGUAUGUGAUGGUGCGGACCAUGGAAGGGGAGCUCGGAGGACUGUAGUCAGGAGGCUUUCACUUAGACUGGGAUCCUUACCCUGCAGGACUUUUCCUCCCCUGUGGGUUAUUAAUUUGUCGACAGCUGUGUUUGGCUUUGGUCCAUUGGGUCCCUGUGCCUACUGCAGUUUCCUCACACCAUGUUCCUUACUCCGGCCGCAUCUGAAACGAAUCACCAGAUGCACUGAAUGGGGACCUUGUGGCAUGGAACAGAAAAGUCAGCAGCCGUGGGAGGUUUCAAAUCCAUGAAAGGCACAGGGGGAGUGGGGGGCUUAUUGCUGCCUCGUCUUCUAGCUCUGAAGUUGCUGUCCCUUGUUCAAAAUAAAUGGGUUCUGUGUGCAUUAGAA
Chelonia mydas (Green sea turtle) is the source of this 992-nucleotide messenger RNA. RefSeq names its product transmembrane protein 199 (gene VMA12). The transcript is spliced from 6 exons. Bases 47 to 652 code for a protein of 201 amino acids. Gene Ontology annotation, cellular component: endomembrane system. Gene Ontology annotation, biological process: vacuolar proton-transporting V-type ATPase complex assembly. Lineage: Eukaryota; Metazoa; Chordata; Testudines; Cheloniidae. The record is from RefSeq and is a predicted model, not a curated record.